Messenger RNA from Rotaria sp. Silwood2, 1050 nucleotides. The record is from the annotation of a GenBank genome assembly. Lineage: Eukaryota; Metazoa; Rotifera; Eurotatoria; Philodinida; Philodinidae.
AUGAGAUAUUUACAGNUUCUAACUGAUGGACAUAGUCAUGAUCUCAAUUGGAUUCUUGUUCUACUAAAACGACGACCAACUCAGCGUCAUGAUCGUUUAUUUACAUGUUCAGUUAGUAAUGUUGCAAACAAGCAUGCUUUGAAACAGUUAGCGAAUGGAGCAAAUGGAGGUGGUCUAACAACAAUAUUCGAUUCAAACUAUCGAUCGAAAUGGAAAAAAAAAGUAUUGAAUAUUCUCGAACAAGUUCGACAACCAUGUGUUACAAGUAUAUCAAUUGAUUGGCAUGGUUGUUUGGAUAAAAAACAAAAAUUCAAUAUGCAAGCACCGAAAAUGAUUCGAUCUUUAUUCAAUGGAAUGCGACUUACUGUCUAUCGAUUUAUAGAAAAUUGUCACAAGGCAACAUUGACGGCUAUUAUUGAUGGACAAGAAUUUGUUACGACUGUAUUUAGUAGUACGAUGACAACGACUAGAGGACGUAUUCUACAUUGUUUAACUACUCGAGCAAUCAUUGAUGACUAUGAUAAUGGACUAUUGGACGUAGAUGAAAGCGAAAACGAAUUGAUCAAAGUUCAAAAUAAACGAGAUUUGAUUGAUCUUAGCAUCAAACAUUCUGUUAUUAGUACAUAUACUAGUUUUGUUGCCAUCGAAGAACGUAAUGUUACAGAGGAUAUAAAAACUCUUCAACCAGGUGUUCAUCUACUUGAAGUUAUGCUGGAACGUGAUGUUGACUUACUACCAUACAUUUGUUGGGAUGGUGAUUUAUCAAAUUUGACUUUAAUUAAACAGAAAUUAGUCGAUGUACGUAUUUCACUCGAAUGUGCAUCGGUUCAGAGCAAAAAAGAAACAGUUGCUGAUUUUGAACAACUUUGUCAAAAAAUUUCCUAUCGAGCAGGUGGUGAUGCAAAAUUUAGUAUAAUGAUGACUAUCAUACGCACAUAUCGUUAUUCAUUGAAUGAGUAUGAUAAAGCAGAUGAACUCGAAGACAAAAUGAGAAAAGGUCUGUUAAUUGAUCUAGGACUAACAUUUACAUAUGUAAAAUUUGAAAAAUGA